AUCGAAACUGGAGACUACUCCCGCAGCAGGGAAUCUCUCUGUAAUCGGAAGGCACGCACGGACUCUCUCCCUUGUUGGUGUGAAGCAGUUCGCGCUGUGUCUCUCUCCAGAUCGAGAUUCCAAAGGGAGGACAAUCCAUGGAUAAUCCGCGUCAAAGUCGACUCAUUUCAGAAGAAUAUCGUCUCAUAAAUCUAUGUAUUCAGCGUAUCAAAAUCGUAUAUCGCACAAGAUAAUUUAGGGAUUUUUCUUCAGUUGACCGAAGCAAAUUAGGGUUUUGAUCUGGCUGGGCAAAUAAAGGUUGGGUUUUAUUUGGUCCACCAUAAGAAACUAGAGUAUUGAUUUGGUUGAUCGUGGGAUUUGAUUUGAUUUGAUUGAGCAAAAUAAGAAAGGUUGGAGUUUUGAUUUGGGUAUUGUUAAAAUUGUAAUGGCGGACGAGACACCAAAUACAAUGAACCUCGAUUUGAAUUUAGCUCCUUUGGCCCCUCCCUCACCCGAUAAUGAUCCAGGGUCUGGGUCGAACUACAAUUCUGUCAAUUUGGAGGAGGGUGUUCUAUUUGAACGACUUAGGGAAACUGUUAGGCGAGGUACCAGGAAUAAUGAGCUGGGGUCUGGAUCGUUCUUUGAAUCAGUAAACUUGGAGGACUGGAUGGAUGGGGGUGUUCAAUUCGAACGCCUUAGGGAAGCUAUUAGGCGGAGUACUAGGCAUAAUGAGCUGGGGUCGUACUACGAGAAUGUAAACUUGGAUGAAUGGAGGGAUGGAGGUGUUCAAUUUGAACGGCUUAGGGAAGCUGUUAGGCGGGGUACCAGGCAGAGAUGGCGAUCACUCUGGCGACCUGUUCCUGUUCCCCCUGAAAGUAGAAACAUUGCCCUUGACUUGAUGGUCAAUUCUGGUGGUGGUGAUGAUGGUGGUGGUGCUGGGAGCAUGCAAGCUGGUGAGGGUAGUGUCACUGCUGAGGAAAGAAAUACCGAAGUAAUAAAAACUUGCGAGAAUAAUACUACCCAUGUAGAGGAUGAGGCACUGGGGAAAAGGGAAGAUGUGGAAAAGGGUAACAGUGAUGAGGGGAGCUUUUUUUAUUGUAAUAUAUGCUUGGACAUGGCUAGGGAUCCCGUUGUGACUUGUUGUGGUCACUUGUUUUGUUGGCCAUGUCUCUAUCGAUGGUUGCAUGUUUACUCAGAUGCAAAAGAAUGUCCAGUGUGCAAGGGAGAGGUGACGGUUAAAAAUGUGACUCCAAUUUAUGGCCGCGGGAAUCAUACCCAUGAGCUGGAGGAGGAUUCAAGCCUGAAAAUCCCUCUCAGGCCCCAAGCACGGCGGGUUGAGAGCUUGAGGCAAACUAUACAGAGGACUGCUGCAUUCACUUUCCCGAUGGAGGAAAUGAUUCGGCGUCUUGGCAGUAGAUUUGAUUUGACUCGAGAUUUGGUCCAAGCCCAGCUUCAGAAUACUGAAAAUUCCCGUGAUUCACCUGAGAGAAGUCACUCGCUGCUAAAUCGAAUUCUGACUUCUAGGGGAAUGCGCAGAGAACAGAGUACAGUUGUGCCACCAGAUGAUGUGGUUGAUUUGACCCAGAACAGCCCUACUAACUCUGAGGUGGGGGAAAGCAGCAGGCUUUCAUCCCUUUUACUUCGAAGGUCGCAUUCACGGAGAGCUACUACAAAUUCAUAUCUUAUACCUGCAUUGAGUUCAGCUGAAAGGUCAGUUGAUUCGUAUUUCCACAACCAUCCUGUAGAAAGGAAUCAAGAGCAGCCUCCAUUGGUUGAUGAUAGAGAUUCUGUGUCUAGCAUGGCUGCUGUUAUACACUCAGAGAGUCAGACAGUCGAUACUACCCCUGAAAUAGAUUCUAAUAUGUCCCUUUCCACUUUAAUUUCCAGAAGAAGAAGAAAUGGUGCUUCAAGGGUUUUGGAUGCCGACACUGGUGAUUCUCGAGCACCUAGGAGGAGGAGACUGAACUAAAAUGAGGUCCCCAUAAUUAAUAAUUAUUCUCUUCGGAAUAUAAUUUUCCCAACAACUUUGUAAGUGAAAAUUCCCUUUAUAUAGUGUUUUAUUCUAAACAAUAUUCACCUUUUCGCUACAAUUAUUGACUGCCACGAGGUGCUUAUAAAAACCUCUGUGAGGCUUUGCUGUGUAGGAGAUGUGGUUUACGUCAAUGUUCCGUUCCUUUAAGGGUUCUGUGCUAUCAGUUUGUAUGAAAAAAUCUGAAGUGCAGCAAGCAGGCUUGCCCAUUAGUUUCUCCUGUAGAUAAUAUUUCAAACUUUAAUCUAUAUAUGCAUGUUUGUUUUA
Cornus florida is the source of this 2275-nucleotide messenger RNA. RefSeq lists its product as uncharacterized. The record is from RefSeq and is a predicted model, not a curated record. The coding region runs from base 425 to 1948 and encodes 507 amino acids. The transcript has 2 exons. Gene Ontology annotation, biological process: ubiquitin-dependent protein catabolic process. Gene Ontology annotation, cellular component: endoplasmic reticulum. NCBI's taxonomy places the organism in Eukaryota, Viridiplantae, Streptophyta, Magnoliopsida, Cornales, Cornaceae. Gene Ontology annotation, molecular function: ubiquitin-like protein conjugating enzyme binding; metal ion binding; ubiquitin protein ligase activity.